Molecule: messenger RNA, 1407 nt
Organism: Arabis nemorensis
Lineage: Eukaryota; Viridiplantae; Streptophyta; Magnoliopsida; Brassicales; Brassicaceae
Source: the annotation of a GenBank genome assembly
AUGGAUCACGAUCUCGACAAAUUCCCGUUACUCUCUUACGUCCUUCACCAAUUCGACUCCAAUCUCUACGCACCACCGUCUAUGGCGGUGCAACAAACCCUAGCUCCUUCUUUUCCUCUUCUCUCCGACCAACAAAUCAUGCCUUCGUUGACUCAAUCCAUCCCCACCACCAUCAAGCAGACGCUUACCGUCUUGACCACUCUCGGAUCACGACCCGACCCGUUAGCUGUUUCCUCUGCUCGGUCCAAGAUCGCUCAGAUUAUGGAAUCUUUCUCGCCGGAGGAAGCGGCGAAGGAGGCGGAGAUGUACGCCGGAGUUGUUAGGUUGGAUGAAGUCCACGAUAGCUACGAGAAGCCGUUGAAAGAUUUGGAGGAUGAACUUUCUAGGGUUUACGCCAGAGAGGUUGAAUCGUUGUUGAGAAGCAGAGAAGAAGUUAACGAAGAGGUUGUUGCGGUGCUUAAGAAGGCGGAAUCCGGCGAAACCGUUGAAAAGAUCGAUCUUUCCGGUCAAGAACUUAAGCUUCUCCCUAAUGCUCUUGGGAAAAUCGUUGGCUUAGUUUCUUUGAAUCUCUCUUGCAACGAGUUAAAGUUCAUACCUGAUGCAAUCUCGAAACUCAAGAAGCUAGAAGCGCUCGAUGUAUCUUCGAAUUCGCUUGAAUCUCUUCCUGACUCUGUAGGAAUGUUGGUUAACCUUAGGAUCCUUAACGUGAGCGCGAACAAUCUAACCGCACUUCCUGAAAGCAUCGGGCAUUGCAGGUCACUGGUUGAGUUAGAUGCAAGUUACAACAACUUGAGUACGUUACCUACCAACAUCGGAUACGGAUUGCAGAACCUCGAGAGAUUGUCGAUCCACCUGAACAAAAUCCGUUACUUUCCUGCUUCGAUAAGCGAAAUGAGGUCUCUAAAGUAUCUUGAUGCACACAUGAACGAGAUCCACGGCAUUCCGAAUUCUAUCGGGAGAUUAACGAAACUCGAGGUUUUAAACUUGAGCAGCAAUUUCAACGACUUGAUUGGUGUACCGGACACAAUCACUGAUCUAACUAACUUGAGAGAGCUUGAUCUAAGCAACAACCAAAUCCAAGCGAUACCCGAUUCGUUUUACAGGCUGAAGAAGCUGGAGAAACUGAACUUGGAUCAGAACCCGCUCGAGAUCCCGUCUCAAGAAGUGGCUAACCAAGGAGCUGAAGUUGUUAGAGAGUUCAUGAGGAAGAGAUGGGCUAAGAUUAUGGCGGAGGAAGAACAGAGGAUCGGCGUUGAGGCGGAGCGGUAUGGAGAUGAAACAGGGUGGGUCUCAUGGGGAACCUCCAUGGUUACUAAUCUUGUUUCUGGUGUGACUCAAACCAUUGGUUUUGGAGGAGAUGGUGGAGUCAAGAAACCUGGAGAAUCCCAAUUUUAUCACCAAAUCUGA